Boleophthalmus pectinirostris (great blue-spotted mudskipper) is the source of this 1947-nucleotide messenger RNA. RefSeq names its product filensin. Gene Ontology annotation, cellular component: cytoplasm; intermediate filament. Bases 1 to 1947 code for a protein of 648 amino acids. The transcript is spliced from 8 exons. The record is from RefSeq and is a predicted model, not a curated record. Gene Ontology annotation, biological process: lens fiber cell development. Gene Ontology annotation, molecular function: structural constituent of eye lens. Lineage: Eukaryota; Metazoa; Chordata; Actinopteri; Gobiiformes; Gobiidae.
AUGUUCAGCAGCACCUACAGGCGCGAGGUGCGCAAGGAGAAGUACGAACGCUCUGAUGUGUUCGAAGAGGAGCCAGAGGACAGCUCUGCUGCCAUGUCUGCCAUCCAGGGCUGGGAGAACCUGCAAGAGCUCAACAGCCGCUUCGCCCGCUACAUCAACAGAGCGAGGGUCUUAGAGCAGAGGAACGCUGUGUUUAGAAAACAGCUGGAGACACUGCAGUGCAUGGACAAGAACAACGGGCUGGAGGAGGCCUUCAGCGAGCAGAUCCAGUUCAACAAAGAGCGUCUCCGAGAACUAGCAUCAGAGCACAACAAGCUUGAGAGAGAGCUGAGAGACGCCUGCCGCAUGCUGGACGAAUACACCACCAAGUACAGGGAGGAGUGUGAGGCCCAGGAGCAACUGCGAGGAACACUGGAGCAGCUAAACAAAGAGGCCGACAGCAUCCUGCUUCAAAACCUGGAGAGCCAGAUCCAGUGCCAGUUCUUGCAGGACGACAUCAGCUCCACCAAAGAAAGACACAAAAGGAACCUGGCCGAGAUCCAAACCUACGUCAACAUUCUGCAGCAAAUCAACCAGACGCUGCCCCCUGUGUCUCUGGGCGUCUCCGAGGAGCAGGAGAAGCUGUUAACCCAGAGGAAGGUUCCAGGUCUGCAGUGUCAGCUGGAGGAGUACAAGAGCGCCCUCUGUCAGCUGCAGAAUCAAAAACAGCGGCUGCAGAGUGAGAAUAAGAUGCUGGAGCAGGCCAUCAAGAGCACCCAGGAGAGUUACGAGGACGAACUCCAGAUGUACAACGAGCAAAUCGAAUCUUUGAGGAAGGAGAUCGAAGAAGCCGAGAAGUCCCUGGAGAAGUUCACCAAUGAGUGCCGCCACCUGGCCAUGUACCAGAGCUCCCUGGAGAAUGAGCUGGAGCGCUACAUGAGGAUUAUUGAGAAUGAGGAUAACAGGUUGAAUUCAGCGAUAAUUGGCACUCCUAUUACCCUGUUCACCACUAAUUACAGCUACACCCACACCCCCUCGGCUUUGAGCAGGGGGAGAGACAUCACUCAAGCUUUCCAGGAGAUCACCAACAUCAAACCGCGCCAGAAGAACAUUGCCAAGAAGGUGCAGAAGAGGAGGGAUCUGACCAACAGGGACGUAAUUGACAGUUCCCAUGGCGACAAAACACCUUCUGGAGAAGGUCAUAUUGAACAAACCGAGAUCACAUCCACUGAAGGGGUCCAGGAAAAGAAUUCAAAGGAACCGAAAACUACCAGUGCCUCCCCUCAAGACGUCCCAGAUGGAGCUCAGAUCAGCAAGGCAUUUGAUACUCUUUGCAACAUCGUCAGGGAUAGAAUGAGGAAGUAUAAGAGACCUGAGCCCAUCGCUGAUUUCUACACCAAAGGACGUUACGUCCUAGUUACUGGUGAUGCUAGCUAUCCCGAUCCAUGCUUCUACACAACUACGCCAUCUGCUGGACACAUCUACGUCACAAUCAGAGAUGGCAGGAUGUCGCCAUAUGAUAUAUAUGGACCAGAUUUUCCAAUUCCACCAGAACCAGCUCCAGAGCCAGAGCCAGCACCUUUUAUUCCAACCAUCCCAACGCCGAAAGAUGAGCCCAAAGGACCAAAGGGUAAAGAUGGAGGAGGUAAGGCCAGGCACAAGAGCGGAGAUCCACGCGGUAAAGAGACAUGUCCGGUGUCUCCCCCUAGUGGCCGGAAGGAGCCGAAUUCAGGAGCAGAUCAUCAUCCAGGGAAGAAAAGCCCUGGUGGGCUUCCUCGUAUUCCAAGUUCCAGCUCAAGUUCCAGUAGCUCCAGCAGUAGCUUCAGUCCAGAUGCAAUGACCUAUGAGAAGAUAGAGGUAAAAGAAACUGUCGAGAAGAUAUCCAAUGAUCGGAAGAUCAAGGGUUAUGAGGAGACAUCUACUGUGGUGGAGACCAUGAUUGAGAAGUCCAGCAAGAAAAAGCACUAA